Gasterosteus aculeatus aculeatus (three-spined stickleback) is the source of this 861-nucleotide messenger RNA. NCBI's taxonomy places the organism in Eukaryota, Metazoa, Chordata, Actinopteri, Perciformes, Gasterosteidae. The record is from RefSeq and is a predicted model, not a curated record.
UUACUUACACAACUGUAGCUAGAUGGACACCUGUUUCAGCAAACGUGGUAGGAAGGCUGAGGAUAAUGAAGCUAACCCCAAGCUGCUACACGCUGUGGAAGAGGACCUGGCACAAGAAUGUGAAGAUGUCCCUAUUCAUCCAAAGAAAAAAAAGCUAAUCAAAUAUUCCCCGAGGAAAACAAGGGCAUUGGAGUUGGCCAAACUGAAGGAACAAACCAAGAUGGACCGACAGAAGAUAGAACACCUUGAGGAGCGCAUUAAUUACCUGGAGGAGGCCAACAAGGACCUGAAAGCUGACAAGGACUUCCUACUUGCCAACAUUAAGGAAGCUCCCAGCACACUUACAUCUUCUGGGAAAGGAAGACCGCUCCAGAACCUUCUUCAUCUUCGACUUCAACAUCGACAUCUCCCUCCUCAGACUCCAGCUUCUUAUCAUCCUCAGAAGAAAAGAAAAAGAAAAGGAAGAAGUCCAAGAAAAAAACCAUUAAGUCAAACAAACACACUGAAUCAUACAGCCGUUCAAGAAGUAAGCAGAGAUAUUGAUCAUCUUUAUAAUCACCUUUAUAACAAUCCUAAAGUUGACCCGUCACGUUCGGUCACGGUAACGGGCGGCAAAGAUCCACGCGCAGAGGGAGGUCACAAAAUAAGGGUUUUAAUGUUCAACAGAAACAGCGAGCAGAGCUCGAUGGCAAAACAUAGAACAAAAAUGUAUUCUCUAGGAGACCAGCUAGGCAAAAGGCAAAACGAAAGAUAAUCCUCCGGACAGGGGAAUCUCCUCCUUGGAGAACAAAGCUCGACAGGAGCCCGCAGGAUGCAGCCCCUGCGGCACGACGCUGAAGACCGGACGAGCAGGACUUGGCU